AUGGGCCUUUCUCAGCUCCCGACUGAAAUCCUGUGGAUUAUUUCGUCCUACCUUUCGCACCAGAGCGAUAUCUAUGGCUUGCUUAGAACCAAUCGUCGUCUAUAUCAAGAGCUGGCAAAGUGUCUAUACUAUUGGAAUGCACAAUACUAUCGUGGAUCGGCGCUCCCUGUUGCUGCUGAGUUAAACCUCCUUCCACAGCUCAAAGAUAUCUUAGUCGGAUUGGAUCUAGCCCGAGCUAAAUCUCAGUCAUUUUCCCAGAGAGUGCUCCAGAUGUACUGGCCGACCCGACGUAAGAGACAUAUGGGCUUCGGAGAACAGGACCAGGUUCGCUGGCUGAUCCGACGCAAAGGAAUUAAGGGGUUUGAAAAAGAGGACCAGGACCAGGACCGGAACCAGAAUCAGGAUACAGAUAAGGAUGAGGAUGAGGACAAGGAAGAUCACGAGGAAAGAAGAUCGAAUGAAUACUGGGAAAGACAGUAUGAAAGAAGAUCAGAUCCCUACCGGGAAGAAGAUGAUGAAAGAAGAUCAGAUCCCUACUGGCAAGACAUCUUUAUACAUCCUCUUCUAUCACAAGGAUACUGCUUUCUGAAUAUUAUCAAUAUUCAACAUGCCCUGGCGAUAGGCAUUCAGGCCGGACAUACAGGGGUUGUUCAGGCCCUAUUAAAUUUUGGCGCAGAAGUCAACUUCUAUCGUGGAAGUCAUUCUACAAAAUCAAUUCUAUCACUGCACUAUACCGACAUACAAUGGCAUAGCAGGGAAAUUGAAAUCGACAACCCUCCAUUAUUUCUAGCUGUACAGUAUGGAAAUACUGAAAUGGUGAAGAAGUUACUUGAGUGUGGUGCUGAUCCACAACAGUAUAUGCCUUCACCCUUAUACCGCGCUGUUGAAGAUAAUAAUCUGGAUAUAGUUCGAAUUUUACUGAAAUUGGAGAUGCGAUCCCAUAAAUCAGUUUUGAAACUUGCUGUAUUACGAGGGGACUACUCUAUGGUUGAAUUUCUCCUGUGCAACGGCUUGAAUGCUUCAGAGCAUGGGAAUACUGGCCUGUAUGCUGCUGAAAUGAAAGGUUACAAGGACAUGGCUAGCUUGCUGAAGCUUCAUGGUGCGACGAUCGAUACGCUCUCCGAUAGGGACAGAGCGGAGUGGGAAUCAGAAGACAGAGAUGGUACCGAUCGCCCUAUUUUUUGGCGGUGGUCUGAUCCUUCUAUAGAGGACCCCAUUGAUGAACCUUCAAGUUCAGAGUCUGAGUCCGAAAAUGCCUCGGUAUAG
Molecule: messenger RNA, 1266 nt
Organism: Penicillium manginii
Lineage: Eukaryota; Fungi; Ascomycota; Eurotiomycetes; Eurotiales; Aspergillaceae
Exons: 1
Coding region: 1-1266 (421 amino acids)
Molecular function (GO): protein binding
Source: RefSeq, a predicted model, not a curated record